AUGAGUAGCGGUUUAUAUGCUGGAGAGGAUGUUGGUGCAUUGGUUUUUGAUAGCGGAUCAUAUUCUUUUAGAGCUGGAUAUGCAGGAGAAGAAUGUCCAUCUAUCGAUAUUCCUGCAUCAGUAGGAGUGAGGAAUAAAAUUGAAGAAACACCCGAUGGUACUAGAGAAACAAGAGAAACAUUUAUUGGAGAUAUAGAUUUAUAUAUUCCAAGAAGUAAUACUGAAAUAAAAGGAUAUAUGAAGGAUGGUAUGAUAGAAGAAUGGGAUUUAUUUGAACAAGUUAUGGAUUAUAUUUAUAAUAAAUGUUUUAGAGUAGAACCAUCGUUACAUGGAGUCUUAUUCUCUGAGGCUCCAUGGACGACAAAAGAUAAGCGUGAAAAAUUGACGGAGCUUAUGUUUGAAAAAUAUAAUGUUCCAGCAUUUUAUACUGUUAAAUCACCUGUACUAACAUGUUUUGCCCAUGGAAAGGCUUCUGGAUUAGUUGUUGAUAGUGGUGCAAGUCAAACUUAUGCUUCAUCAGUUCAUGAUGGUUAUUGUUUAAUUAAUUCUGUUGUAAAAUCAAAUUUGGGUGGUGAUACAAUAGUUGAUCAAAUGAAGAAAUAUCUAGAUAGGUGUAAUGUUGAUAUAAUUCCAUCAUACAGAAUUGCAUCAAAAGAAGAGUAUAAAGAGGGAGAAAAACCAUUGUAUAAAUUAAAGGAUAUUGUGGAGGUUACAGAAAGUUUUGAAACAUAUCAUAAAAAGAAAAUUAUUGAAGAUGUAGUUGCUGCUACAUUACAAUUAGUAGAUAAUAUAGAAACAGAAGAUUUGGAAAGUACAGUUCCUGGUGAAUAUGACUUUUCAACAGGAUUACAUAAAGAAAUUAAACGUGAUCGGGUAACUAUUCCUGAAUCAUUGUUUAACAUUAAAUACCUUGAUGUAGAAGAAAAAAUUAAAGAAACAAUAAUGGAUAUUCCUACAGCUGUUGUUGCAUGUUGCUCAAAUUCUGAUGUUGAUUUAAGAAAUACUCUCUAUUCGAAUGUUAUUGUUACUGGUGGAAACUCUCUGAUUGAUGGAUUUAGUGAGCGUUUAAAUCAUGGGAUUGCCGUAAAAUGCCCCCCAACUGUUAAAAUUCGUUUUAACUCAGGUACAACACCUAUGGAAAAACGUUUUGGAGCAUGGAUAGGAGGAUCUAUUGUCGCUUCUCUUGGAACAUUUCAACAACUUUGGAUUUCAAAAGCUGAAUAUGAGGAAAGUGGGAAAGUAAUUGUAAACAAAAAGUGUUCAUGA
Messenger RNA from Strongyloides ratti, 1266 nucleotides. RefSeq names its product Brahma associated protein 55kD. The transcript has 2 exons. Gene Ontology annotation, molecular function: chromatin binding. Gene Ontology annotation, biological process: regulation of transcription by RNA polymerase II; nervous system development. The coding region runs from base 1 to 1266 and encodes 421 amino acids. Lineage: Eukaryota; Metazoa; Nematoda; Chromadorea; Rhabditida; Strongyloididae. Gene Ontology annotation, cellular component: NuA4 histone acetyltransferase complex; SWI/SNF complex. The record is from RefSeq and is a predicted model, not a curated record.